GUCCUCUCGUCUCUAUUUCGGCUGAAAUUGCAACCGUUGACAAUUGAUCAUAAUUAUUUCAUUUCACUCUCACGCACGGUGGCAAUUUUUCGGAUCCUAGUAGCAUCCGGCGGCGGGGAGGGCUGGUCCCCACGAGGUCAAUACCUAGCCCUUGGAACUUCGUCGUCCUUGUCCACCCACCCUUGUUAAAUACCUUCGUCGGCGCAGAGUAUCUCGCGUCUGGUUUGCGAUAUUGAGCUGAGCAUGAAACUCUGUUCAGUUUGCAGCAGAAUCGAUGUUAGAGCCCUGCUCCUCGCAGCUGAAGCUAAGACCGAAGGAAUUCCCCGGUUUUUCCAACACCUGCCAGAUCUACCUUCUCUAAAAGCAUCCGCAUCGAGAUGCGAUCCUUGUAAUUCAAUAUGGCGUUCCUACUGCUACAAUGCUGACCCAAGGCAUCUUACCACAGACGGCCUGAAAGCCGGCCCUGGGAUGGAACAGAUAUGGAUUGGAACUACUCCUUAUCAUCCUGCUCUUCACUCUCUUCCCUUCGUUGCAGCCUUUCAGUACACCAACGGUGGACAGCAGAGAACGCUCGCUCACUUCGAAGUUUGUGCUCACCGGGGGGCCGAGCCAGAGGACAACCGACAUUUACUGGCAGCUUCAAUUUUUCCGUAUUCAGGAUCCUCAGAAUGUCUUACCAUGUGUCGAAAAUGGCUUCGAGGGUGUUGCGAUAACCACAAAGCCUGCAAGAAAUCCUCCCCCGGGAGUAUACAACUCCCCACGAGAAUCAUCGAUGUGGAGUCAUCAGAUAUAAAUGGAACGCCACAGCCACGUCUUGUUGAUGGCGAGCAGCGCCAUGAAGCCUUCGCUGCGCUAUCUUAUUGCUGGGGCGGAGAGAGGAUAUUGACUUUGACUACCGAAACGGAAGAAAUCCUUCGUGCCGGCUUACCACUGGAACGGUUUCCGGCAACUUUACGAGACGCCAUUAUUGUCACCCAGAAUCUUCGUAUCCGAUAUCUCUGGAUUGAUGCUUUGUGUAUUCAGCAAGACUCCACUGAAGACUGGACGCGGGAAGCAGCUAAGAUGAGAGACGUCUAUAAAGGAGCCGUCGUCACUAUCGCUGCUGCUGCAUCUUCGAGAUCUAGUGACGGGAUCUUUAGGGAUCGCGCUCUCGAUUCAUGGGCUUGCACCGUUCCUUGGGUAAAUGGGCAGACACCUCCCCAAACCGUCAUCCUGCGCCCUGCACAGGAGAUUUACAGUGACCCCGCACGCACUAGUUUGAUGCAUACUCGGGGUUGGACUCUACAAGAGAGCCUAUUGGCACCACGUACUAUCUGGCUCGGAGCGCAUUUGAUCUCCUUCGAGUGUGCCAACGGCCAAGUAGAUGAAGCCGGCCGAUCGACAAUGUCCACCCAGAACUACCGAAGCAAGGCCCAUAUCCAAGCCAUGCGCGCGACAAUGGCUUUAAGGCUGAUUUACAAAGUGAACCGGAUGCUCAAUAUCCCACAUAUCUUCUCUCUUUAUUAUCCAUCACUUGAAAGGAUGAAAGAUAAUGGAUUGCAAAGUCUCCGAGAGUUUCCACGCUUCGGAUUGCAAAGCUUCCAGCAAAUCUUGACAGCUCGUCGUUUCUUCAGCCAAGGUCUCUUGAAGACUCCUGGGGGAAGCCUGUUUUCGUACUACGAUCUGUGGUGUGAGAUUGUCACGCAAUACUCCACGAGGGACCUGACGCAAUUGAGUGAUACACUCCCGGCACUCGCUGGCAUAGCGAACGAUUUCUACCAUGUGACAGGGGACACUUAUCUAGCUGGAAUGUGGAAAGGAGACCUAAUGAGGAGUUUAUGCUGGACGUCAAGAGAAUCCAACAACCGUAUGACUAAUAUAGCAGAAAUCGAAUAUUUAGCGCCUUCUUGGACGUGGGCAUCCCUGUUUGGACAUCCGAUUCUGUUCUACGGACAAAUGACAGAGACUACUGAAUUUAAACACCAAGCAAAAGUCCACACGAUCAAAGUCAAAACAGCGGGGCAAGAUCCAUUCGGGAAAGUCACAGACGGUCUUCUUGUCCUCACCGCACCCUUUCUCCCAAUUGAGGACCCACAGCAACCAGCCUUGCCCACCAGCAAGCACCCACAUCUAUUCGAACGAGCCCAGUACAUCGCGAAAGGCUCGGAGUUUCGACGAAAGCACAUCUCUCACCAAGGCCAGCGCUUCUGCUUGGUGCAGCUUUCAACUCACAAGAACUAUGUGUGGAAAGAGCAAUUUACUGCGAUCGUCCUACUGCUUGAAUCCACUGCUGAUGGUAAAUGGAGAAGAGUUGGGUACAUGAGUAUUCGGAUCUAUGUUUCCCCCUUGGCAGAUUAUGAACAAGAGGGAUUGAAGAUCGAAGAAAAGCGUGGGACUGAAUGGAAGACUGCCCCGUGGAUUAAGAGAAAGAUGAGCAUUGUGUGAGGCCCUAUAGUGCCUGCUGAAAGUUUAAACUUGCAAGAUACCCUUAUUUAUUUCACUCACCGCCCUUGGCUAAUGAUGUCUGUGGACAAGUCGGAGUUCCCAAGAAAUGCUAGCGCCAUCAUUUAUAUGAUCAAUCAACUUGCCGGACUUAUUCUUUAACACUUUAAAGCACAAAACAUUAUCUAAAUCCCUAUCCCAAAGGACUGAAUUCGGAUUUCACUGGACCCAUCAAAGUCAAACUGCUCGCUUUCGAUAUAAGGUUCUCAUAUAUCAGUUAUCCACGUGAUGAGUAGCUGUUGACUUUCCCGGCCUCGAACGAUGGAAGUCAGAGCAGAAGACAAGCUCCAAAAGACUUCCAUAUGGUCGAUAUCUAAACUAGUCA
Lindgomyces ingoldianus is the source of this 2806-nucleotide messenger RNA. RefSeq names its product HET-domain-containing protein. The transcript has a single exon. The record is from RefSeq and is a predicted model, not a curated record. Bases 244 to 2424 code for a protein of 726 amino acids. Lineage: Eukaryota; Fungi; Ascomycota; Dothideomycetes; Pleosporales; Lindgomycetaceae.